UGUUUUCCAAUUAUGAUCCCAAUACUACAUGCACGUCUAAAAGAUAACAACGGUCAGCAAAAUUAUCAACAUUUGCAGAGGUGUGUGUCUUGUUAAACUUCGUAAACUAGUUUCUUGAUAAGGAAUAGUAUUUAAUUCAUAAUCUGAAAAACCACAAGCAGUAUCGAAUGCGCGCAGUACACGUGUCAGUCUGUCUUCUUAACCAUGUGCAAAAUUACAUUAUGUACGUUUCUUGUUUUAAGACAACUUUUAUUUGUCAUCGGUAAGACAUCGUGUCCUUCCUCCUGUACUUGCACCAAAACUGUUGUCGACUGUAGGAACAAACAACUACUGGGAUUACCAAAGAAGCUUCCAACAAACAUGGAAAGAUUAUAUCUCGGAAAUAAUCAACUAUAUGCAAUUGGUAAGGAUGAUUUCUGUGCUUUUCCUCAUCUUGUCGAGUUACAGUUGCAAAAUAACAGUAUCGCAUCAUUGUCGCCAUUUGCGUUUUCUGGAGAGUGUCUUCCAAAACUUCAAACAUUACGAUUGGAAAAUAAUAAGAUAACUGUCAUUAAAGCAGGUACAUUCUUUAAUCUAUCAUCGCUUGUCAAUAUUACUUUAACAAAUAAUGAACUUGCUGAGUUAAAUCCCAGAUCUUUCGAAGAAACCUCUUUGGAAUUUUUGCACCUUGGCGGUAAUAAACUACGAGAUAUUCCAAUUCUACAGAAUUUAGAAUCGCUUCAAGAUCUAAUAUUAGAAGGAAAUAUUAUUCGGAGCUGUACCUUUCAUUUGGUAUUCAGGAACAUGACAAAAUUAAAAAGAAUUGGACUUAGCAACAACAACAUUCAAAACCUGGAUGGAGACUCUUUCGAAAAUUUAAAACAAAGCAGCGUUCGAAAGUUUGAGCUUGCCAGAAACAAUAUCACUAAGAUUUCGAAUAAAAGUUUUUUGCCACUUUCAAAAUUACAAUCUUUGAAACUUGGAUUAAACCCUAUUACAGACGGUGAACUAUGUAAUGCAUUGGAGGGGUUACAGCAGGCUCCUCUGAACUCGCUCAGUAUUCCCAACAUGAACUUCAACGGAUUAGUACCAUCUUCAUCUUUUCGAUGGUUGAAAAGUAUGAAUUUGUCAACCCUUGACCUCAGUUUCAACGAGUUUUACACAAUUCCGGCUCAAAGUUUUGAAGGUUUGACCCAACUGAACUCUUUGGACUUGAGCAGUUGUGGAAUUCGUGACAUACACGACGACGCCUUCAGUGGAUUACAAAAUCUUAACAAUCUCAUAUUAAGCAAUAAUUUCAUUGAAAAUAUUCCAUCGAACCUACCAAAACGUUUAAUGUUUCUUUAUAUGGCUGAAAAUAAUGUUGGCGUUUUAAACAACAACAUUUUCUCAAAUUUGACUCUUUUGAAACGCCUUCACUUGGGCAACAAUAAGAUAUUAACAUUGUUUAAAGGAGCUUUUUCUGGACUUGUUAACCUGCAGGACCUACAGUUGCAUGGAAACAGAAUUAACACCCUUCCUAAACAGUUAUUUGCACCUUUAGCGAAUCUAACAAAGCUCCAACUCCAACAAAACAGGUUGACAACGAUACAAAACUCUUCCAAAACAUUUUCGUCAUUGACGUCACUGAAAUAUUUAAAUCUAUCCGAUAAUGGGUGUUCCUUUUUACCAAUAACAAUGUUUUCAAGCCUCAAAUCUCUACAGGAGUUGCAGCUUAAAGGGAACAAGCUAGGGAAGUUUCUGCUAAAUGAUGUGGAGGGGAAAUUAUUUUCAGGGUUAAAUACACUCAAAAUCCUAGAUUUGUCAAACAACCAAAUUCAUACAUUUUCUUCUCGCUUGUUCAGAGACAUGAUAAACCUAGAAAUCUUGAAUUUAGAAGAGAACUGGAUACCUGGAUUAAACGGAAACAUCUUAUCUACGGCUAAGCAUCUACGAUCCUUAGUAUUAUCAAAUAAUAUGAUUUCUCUGGUAAAUGAAGAUAGCCUGACAGGCUUGGAAUCGUUGAAAGAAAUCAACUUUAACAACAAUCCAUUUGCAUGCACGUGUGACCUUCGCUGGUUUCGAAGUUGGAUAAAUAAAACUAAGACGAAUGUACGGGACAAGAAGAAAUAUCAAUGUCAUUCUCCUCAAGACUGGAAAGGCAAGCCACUGUUGUCGUUUGACGAGACGAAGAUUGAAUGCAACCUAGUACCUCUAAAAGUCACUAUGGGUGUCGGUGGUUUGAUUAUAAUUCUUCAGUUAUUUGUCUAUUUGUAUCGCAUGCACAUCCUAUUUUACUGGUAUACGACAAAGAAACGCUUUUUUCGUUGCUUUGGUAGAAGGAACAGAGAUCUGGAUCAUAUGGAUUACGACGUCUGUAUCAUAAACUCCGAGAAUCCCGAGGACUACGAGUGGAUAAAGACGCAUCUUUUACCAGACUUUGACAAAGGAAAUGAAGAUGACAACUACCAUGGAAAAUACAAGAUAUAUUUUGGCGAUCGAGACACCCCGGGAAGCGCUGAUAUGAUGAAAGCAAUGGUGGAUGCCAUGGAAACAAGCAGAAAAAUAAUCUUUGUCGUUUCCAAAUAUCUGAAAACAUAUCCUCUAAUUAAUCUGUUUAUUGGAGAAGCAAUACAUUUAAAAGGAAAGUCGCUGAGCGAUAUAAUUAUUAUUACUGUAGGUAAUGUUUCCUUUGCUGAGAUACCUAGACUUCUUCACUCUAAAGUCAGGAUUGGUGAUCACGUUGAAUGGAGAGAUGAUGAUAUUUAUCGGAGGGUCUUCAAGGUGAAGAUGGAGGAAAAGUUAAAAAAUAAUUCGUUGUAAUGAAAAACCAAGAUGUAAGCGACAGGCUAUUCUAAUGUAUAUGAUGUUGACAAAGAGUCAGACUGUUACCGUUAUUUAAUCACUUUACACUUCCUCAUUUUAUUGGAAAGGGUGAAAAUUGAUUGAUGGAUUGCAAAACGGUUUCAUUUGCGCUAUUACAACAAUGCAAAUCAAUAAACUAGUAAUAUGUACGUUUACGUAUCACGGCACUUGUUCUGCGUUGGAGUCUACUCCAGUAUUGUAAAACAAAGGUAAAUUAUUGUGUGAUGUAGACAAGUGUCUGUUUUAAUUUCAUGCAUUUUUAAUUUAUUUAACUUCUCUUGAUAUAAAUAAAAUAUUUUUGAACUGUUCGAACAAAUGCUUAAACAAGCAUGGGUUCAACAAGAUAUUAUUUAUUUUCAAGUAUUUACAAAUGGGGAAAAAUGUAUUUAGAGUAUCAUUCUGUAGAAAAUAAAGGAGAAACGGUUACAAGUUCAUCAUUUAUUACAUGUAAUUCACCAAUGACCCCCUCGCGCUAAUAUCCGUGCCAACGAGAGAUAUUAAUAUAAGUUGUACAACUUGUUUAUCAAUCGUUGUAAAAUAAAUAAAGUUCAGUUCAGUACAUGUAAUUUGAAAAUUGUAUUUAAAAUAUAUUAUUUUGAUUGGAGCUGUUGAUUCCACAUCACAAAUUUAAAGUUCAUCACAAUUCCCUCAGAAGUUAACAUGAAGCAAUCAUCUGGCCCAUCAAGAUGUCAUUGAAGAGUCCAAUUUAAAUUCACAAAGUAUGUUAAAAGGCUUACCUGAAAUAAAAAAUACAUGGAUCUAGAAAAAUUAUUCAAAAAACGCUAUAGUCUCUCUUGCUUACAAGCAUCUGGAAAAAAUGUUACUUGGUCCAUUUCCCUUACCUUUCAGUAAAUUAAAUAUUAACACUACAAACGGUCAAACACUUCUCUUCUGAUUCGGUAUUAAACCAACUUAAAUCAAAUCUCUAUUAGAUACAACAAUAACUGUUAAAUUUUAUCCCACCCCC
Molecule: messenger RNA, 3790 nt
Organism: Magallana angulata
Lineage: Eukaryota; Metazoa; Mollusca; Bivalvia; Ostreida; Ostreidae
Product: insulin-like growth factor-binding protein complex acid labile subunit
Exons: 1
Coding region: 205-2781 (858 amino acids)
Biological process (GO): toll-like receptor signaling pathway; immune response
Cellular component (GO): plasma membrane
Molecular function (GO): transmembrane signaling receptor activity; protein binding
Source: RefSeq, a predicted model, not a curated record